Equus quagga is the source of this 483-nucleotide messenger RNA. RefSeq names its product granzyme H-like. Gene Ontology annotation, cellular component: cytoplasm; intracellular membrane-bounded organelle. The transcript has 4 exons. Gene Ontology annotation, molecular function: serine-type endopeptidase activity. Lineage: Eukaryota; Metazoa; Chordata; Mammalia; Perissodactyla; Equidae. The record is from RefSeq and is a predicted model, not a curated record. Bases 1 to 483 code for a protein of 160 amino acids. Gene Ontology annotation, biological process: proteolysis.
AUGCAGCCACUCCUGUUUUUGCUAGUGUUUCUUCUGCCUCCUGAAGCUGGGACAGAGAACAUCAUCGGAGGACAUGAGGACAAGCCCCACUCCCGCCCCUACACGGUGUUUGUUCAGUUUCUGCUUGAGAACAAAAAGAAGAGGUGUGGCAGUGUCCUCGUGCUAGAGGACUUUGUUCUGACGGCUGCUCACUGCCGGGGAAGAGUAAUCAAUGUCACCCUUGGGGCCCACAACAUCCAGAAGCAGGGGAAGACCCAGCAGGUCAUCACUGAGAGACAAGCCAUCCGCCACCCAGACUAUAAUCCUAAGAACCUCUCCAAUGACAUCAUGUUACUGCGGGGAGACUCCAGAGGCCCCCUCAUGUGUAAUAAGCCAAUCCAGGGUAUUUUCUCCUAUGGACAAAACAACGGGAUGCCUCCAGGAGUCUCCAUGAAGGUCUCACACUUUCUGCCCUGGAUAAAGUCAACAAUGAAGCACUUCUAA